Molecule: messenger RNA, 3506 nt
Organism: Alosa alosa (allis shad)
Lineage: Eukaryota; Metazoa; Chordata; Actinopteri; Clupeiformes; Clupeidae
Gene: fmnl1b
Product: formin-like 1b
Biological process (GO): regulation of cell shape; cortical actin cytoskeleton organization; cell migration
Cellular component (GO): cytosol
Molecular function (GO): actin filament binding; small GTPase binding
Source: RefSeq, a predicted model, not a curated record
GUGUGUGUUGCAGUAGCACUACUUAACUCUGUGUGUGUGUAUGUGUGUGUGUGUGUGAGUGAGUGUGUGUUGCAGCAGCACUACUUACUGGAACAUGGGGACACAACACCACUCAACACAAGAGACCACAGGGAGGGGGCUGCGUGUUAGUGUUGGUGUCAGUGCUGCGUGUUAGUGUUGGUGUCAGUGCUGCAACUGCUACCACGGUUCAGACACCUGCGCUCGCUCGUUUACUCAGUACACACACACACACACACCUGGAGAUUUGUUUACCUUUGAGCCGUUGCCGCAGGUGUGCGUGUGUGAGUUGUGAGUGGUAUUUUUUUCUCUCCCUUUUUUUUUCCGUAUUGUUGCGCUCUUGCGGAGAUUGUUUUGGUGAGAUUAAUCCUCCAGGACUAAGGAGCGUUGCCCCUGACAACAUCAAUCAGGGCGCGCAAAGAGCACAGCUCUUUGGAUGUAAAGGUCGUCCUGGUGGUCGUGGUCGUUGUCGUGGUGCUGGUGCUGGUGGUUGCCAGGACGGGAAGAGAUCGCCAUGGGGAAUGCAGCCGGGGGCAUGGACCUGCCGCUGGGCAAGGAGGGCAAGGAGGGCAAGGGGACGCCCUCCGGAGGGGGCACUCCGGGGGCUGCCCACAGGCAGACGGCGGGGCCCAGGCUUCCCAUGCCCUCCGAGGAGGAGCUGGAGGAGAGGUUCAACGCAGUGCUGAACUCUAUGAAUCUGCCCCCAGAUAAGGUCAAGCUCCUGUGUCAAUAUGAUAAUGAAAAGAAGUGGGAACUUGUAUGUGACCAGGAGCGCUUCCAGGUGAAGAACCCCCCCUCGGCGUACCUGCAGAAAUUGCGGAGUUACGUGGAGCAGGGUGUCUCCCGUAAGUUUAAAAGACGUGUCCAGGAAUCUACGCAGGUGUUGAGAGAGCUUGAGAUCUCCCUACGGACCAAUCAUAUAGGGUGUGUGGGGAAAAGACCCGCUUCGAGAAGCUCAUGGAGUAUUUUAGUCAUGAGGAGAGCAACAUUGACUUCAUGGUGGCGUGCAUGCAGUUCGUCAACAUUGUGGUCCAUUCGGUGGAGAACAUGAACUUCAGGGUGCACCUGCAGUAUGAGUUCACCCACCUGGGCUUGGACGGCUGUCUAGAGAGGUUGAAGCUGACGGAGAGUGAGCGUCUGCAGGUGCAGAUCCAGGCCUACCUGGAUAACGUGUUUGAUGUGGGCUCUCUGCUGGAGGACGCGGAGACUAAGAACGCUCUCCUGGAGCACCUGGAGGAGGUGCAGGAGCACAACAGACAGCUGAACAGCAGGUUGGAACAGAGUGAGAGAGAGAAUGAAGAGAAGGUGUGUGAGCUGGAGAAACAGCUCAUCCAGACCACGAAAGAAGUAGAGAUACUGAAGGAGAGUCUGCGGGAGUCCUGUUCGCAGGUGACCGUGCUGCAGCAGAGAGAAAGAGAGCGAGAGCUGGAGAGGGAGAGAGAGAAGGAGAGAGAGCGAGACCGUGACCGCGACCGAGAUCAGUCCGCGCGCGCCCUCGUGGACCUGGAGCAGAAGGUCCAGGGUCUGGCGGAGCAAGGUCUGAUCCGGGUGGAGAGGAACGCGUCUGGGACGCUGGACAUCCACGUAGUGCCUGUCAGAGUGGAGCAAGUGAGCAGCCAACCUCCUGUGCAGUCAACAGAAACCGAUGGGGCAGUAAUCAGUGACUCUCCCGCGGAUCCUGCCCCCGCGCAAGAGACCCAGCCACCUCCACCCCCUCCUCCUCCGCCUUUACCCCAACCUUCCCCAGCUCCACCACCACCACCACCCCCUCCACCUCCCCCUGGGUGUGGACCCCCACCCCCACCCCCACCUCCCCCUGCCUAUGGAGGACCAGCUGCCCCAGCAGCAGCUUCAGGCGUGAAGACCAGGAGGCCUAUUCAGACUAAGUACCGCAUGCCCUUGUUUAACUGGCAGGCUCUGAAGGCGGAGCAGGUGGCUGGCACCAUCUUCACCGAGCUGGAUGAUGAACACGUGCUACUGGAGUUGAACAUGGACGCAUUUGAGGAGCAGUUCAAGACCAAGGCCCAGUCUGCGCCAGCGGACGUGGGGACCCUGAGGAUGAGGACCGCCCACCGCGCCCCCAGCAAGGUCACCCUCAUGGAGCCCAACCGGGCCAAGAACCUGGCCAUCACCCUGCGCAAGGGCGGCAUGACCGCGUCCAGCAUCUGCACCGCCAUAGAGACUUAUGACCUGAAGUCUCUGAGCCUGGACUUCCUGGAGCUGCUGGAGCGGUUUGUGCCGUCCGAGUACGAGCAGAGGCUGAUUGGGAACUAUCUGCGUGAAGGGCGCCCCCUGGAAGAGCUGAGCGAGGAGGACCGCUUCAUGGUGCGCUUCGGCCGCAUCCCGCGCCUCACGCUGCGCAUCAGCACGCUCACCUUCAUGGGCAACUUCAGCGACAGCGUCCAAAUGCUGCAGCCGCAACUAGAUGCCCUCAUCGCAGCCUCCAUGUCCAUUAAGUCAUCCUCCAAACUGAAGAAGAUACUCGAGAUCAUUCUGGCUUUCGGGAACUACAUGAACAGUGGCAAGAGGGGAGCAGCCUUCGGGUUCCGACUACAGAGCCUCGACAUGCUGCUGGACACCAAGUCGACUGACCGGCGGCAGACCCUGCUCCACUUCAUCGUCAGCAUCAUCCAGGAGAAAUACCCCCAGCUGCAAGGCUUCUACUCCGAGCUGCCCUUCAUGGACAAGGCAGCACUGGUGUCUCUGGACAGCAUCCUGCAGGACGUGCGUGCCCUGGAGAGGGGUAUGGAUUUGACCCGGAGGGAGUUUGAGGAACAGGAAGAGAGCAUGGUGCUGAGAGACUUCCUGUCCAGCAACGAGAAGCUGCUGGAGUCCAUGGUGAAGGACAGCAAGACCGCACAGGAGGUGUAUGACUCCGUGGUGGAGUACUUUGGUGAGAACCCCAAGACCACCCCUCCAUCCGUGUUUUUUCCUGUGUUCGCCCGGUUCAUCAAAGCCUACAAGAAAGCGGAGCAGGACAUUGGGCAGAGGAAGAGGCAGAGUGCUGUGAUGGGUGAAGAGGGCCGUGAGACGCUCCCAUCACCCACAGGCAAAGCUGACUCUCACAAGUUACCCACAAUGCCUAAGCUGCCACAAAUGGACCUGAUCGCCGAGCUGAAGAAGAAGCAGGUCACAUCGCUGGUGCGGGAGGGCAAGGACGGCGCCAUCGAGGACAUCAUCACAGCUCUGAAGUCUGUUCCUUUCACGGCGCGCUCAGGGAAGCGUUCCUCUCGCCUGCUCUGCGAUUCGGGCUUCAGUGACGACAGCCCCUCCUAACUCUGUCCCCUUUCCCUGCCUCUCUGCUCCGCUCUGACGUUACAGAGGUCUGAGAAACCAGCCGUACAUCCGUGCGGAUGGAGGCAGACGCAGCGCUAAGUGGAAGCCUGCUCAGCAGCUGCAGGUGUCCUCAGACAUCUCUCUGUAGUGCACGCACACACACACACACACACACACACACACACACACACACACACACACACACACACACA